This is a messenger RNA of Sus scrofa (pig), 3182 nucleotides long. It is a transcript of the gene APLN, whose product is annotated as apelin. Gene Ontology annotation, biological process: signal transduction. The record is from RefSeq and is a predicted model, not a curated record. Gene Ontology annotation, molecular function: apelin receptor binding; hormone activity. Lineage: Eukaryota; Metazoa; Chordata; Mammalia; Artiodactyla; Suidae.
GCCACGGGCCGUUGGAGUCGCGGCCGAGCAGUCAGCCACUUGGAAAGAGCUCGCUGCCGCCCCCGGAGCCGCCGCGGCCAGCUGGGCGGCGCUGCCCCGCGGCGCAGAGGGAGGCUGCGGGAGAGAGGAGGAGGCGGCCGGCCAGCGGCCCGCGGCGCGGCUCGGGGCGCACGGUCUCGCGGCCCGGGAGCCACGCGAGUUCCGCGCCCGCACGCACAAGCCGCGGCUCGCGCCUCGCUCGGCCUCGGGGCUCCCGGCCUCUCCGCCCCCGCCCCCUGGCCAGGGCUGCGCGGCGGCGGCCGGAGGAGCAGCAUGAAUCUUCGGCUCUGCGUGCAGGCGCUCCUGCUGCUCUGGCUCUCCCUGAGCGCGGUGUGUGGAGGGCCCCUGCUGCAGACCUCUGGCGGGAAGGGGAUGGAGGAAGGCAACGUCCGCUAUUUGGUGCAGCCCAGAGGGCCGAGGAGCGGCCCAGGACCCUGGCAGGGAGGUCGGAGGAAGUUCCGGCGCCAGCGGCCACGCCUCUCCCACAAGGGCCCCAUGCCUUUCUGAAGCAGGACUGAAGGGGCCCCCAGAUGCCCACCCCUGCGGUUCUCUCUCCUCCUCGGCAGAUCAGCCUGCUUCUCUGGAGCCCUCGUAUCCGUUCGCUGCUCGUCUGGCACCUGUCCUGGCUGCUGAUGGUCCCGGCUCUCCUCCCCUGCCAGCCUCCGUGAAUGGCACGCUCCUGCCCCUAGUUCCCUAGAGAUUCCCGGGCUCAAGGAUCCAUUCAGCCCCUCCCCCUGACUUGGGAGACCCUGCACUGGAAGGCACCCCUUGUUCUGCUCCCCCUCUUCGGUCUCAUACCCUAACACCUCACCUUCUCUGGGCCCUUCCUUCCUCAGGUAUGCCCUGGGGGGCCAGGGGGCACCGCCCUUAUCGCAGGGGCUCCAGCAGAUCCCCUGCUUUCGGUCAGCCCUUCCCCCGGCCUCCAGAAGGGACUAGAGGACCAAGCAAUGCGACUCUAAUGAGAGGGAUGGGGUGUUGGGAUGCAGGCGGGGUGCCUUGGGGGUGGGAAUGGGGAGUGGGCGCGCUGGCCCAGGGGGUAAAGCACUGAGCAGAGGAGGACUAGCUGACUGUGGCCUCUUGCUCAUCCCCGUGUUUGGCCCCGGUUGAGGAAGAGGCGAAGGAGAGGGGCCACGACGUACUUUUUUUGUCACUUCUCUCACCUGCUGUGCCGCCUGACACUCCCAUGCACUCCCCCACCCCGACCCCCAGCUAGUUCAAGCUUCCGCUCAGGAGGGGAGGGUGCUGGACCUGAGGUGGCUCUAGACCCUCCCAGGGGAGCAAAAGCCAAGCAGGACUGGUUUUGCCAAGAAUCACAGACCAUCGGAGCCAAAAGGAAGCUGGGCCAUCACUUAGCUCCACCUCCUUAUUCGAAGCCCUGAAAACCCAGAGCCUGGACGGGGAUGGUAACCUACCUGCUCAGUGUCCCCACUGAGCCGGAGCCCGAAUGAGGGCCCAGGUCUCCCGAUGCCCACCGGAGGAGGUCCUCUUCCUUCCUGACAAUGUCUUCCAAUCCCAUUAAGUGCCUUUCCCCCGGGGGCUGGGGCUGGGGGUGGCUGGGAAGGGACAGGGGACGGCGGUGAACUGCCCCACGGUGUUGUGGGGAUGGAGCCGGCCCCUCCUCCCUAGCUGCACACCCCCCCCCCCGCAUUCCCCAACCUGGCCUGAAAGGGGCUGCAGCACUCGAAGACCCCCGGGUAUUUUUGUAGGGGCAGCUCAGGCCCCGAGACUACCUUUGCUACCUGACACUGGUUUUCAGGGAUCAGGAAGUGGCCUUAACCCAUUGGAUUCCAUGGCCUUCCCUUCGCAUGGACUGGACCUUCUCACCCAGUGGCCUUUUCUUGGGGAGGAUGGGGGAGAAGCAUGGGACGACGUGGGGGAGGUCCGAGCAGGCUUUUGCUUGGAGGCCUCGUGGGAGGGAGUCAAGGGAAAGCAGGAGCCUGAGGGCCACCUAUGUGUGUAGCAGGGGGACAGGGGGAGUCAGGGCCCGCCCCCAGUCCCACAGCAACUCCGACCACCUGCCCCUCCCCCUUCCCUCUGCUGCUGCUGCUGCUGCUGCUGCUGCUUCGGGCCCACUCUGGGGAGCCAGACCAGGCACCCCGUCGCCCCCCAGCACCCCUCAGCCCAGAGUGGGGGCCGGCCCGUGUCCAGAAAGCCUCUUCUGCCACAGAUGCCCCCAGAAGGGCUUGGGCCUUCUUCCGCCUUCUCCUCCUGCAUCUCCUGCCGCCUCAGCUGCCCAGCCCCACGGGGGAGGGGGGGGAGGGAGGGCCAAGAGGAUGUGGAGGCAGAGGCGGAGGAGGGCAGCGGAGGCUCUGAGGCGCUGUCUUAUUUAAAGUGGUUGUGUAUGAUUCUUAUACUAAUUUAUACAAAGAUAUUAAGGCUCUCUUCAUUAAGAAAUCACCCCCCCUCCCAUCCUUGUGUUCACUGUGUUUGUAAAGAUUGUUCAGUGUAAAUAUGUCUUUAUAAUAAAGAGUUAAACCUGACGCUUCACCCUCAGUCUUGGAGGUCAUGUUCAGGACGGGCACUCCUCUCUCCUGGGAUCCAUGGUUGGCCCCGACGACGCCCACGAACUUCAACUUCACAUGGAGGGAGGGAAGCGCUUGCAUCCCACAUUGGCACCAGGUCAAAUGGCUUCAAACUAAUUUGCCACACACUCGCAAAAGGAAUCUUAUGUUUAAUGACCAGUCCACAUAAAAUGCAGUCCACUUUUGAGUGGGCAUCUGAGUGUCCUAAUUUUUUUUUUUUUUGGCAGUGUCAUUUAAAGGAUUUUUAAAAAGCAGUUUAUUUGAGACCAUUCUGAUUAAAGGUGGGCUUUUUUUUUUUUUUUUACUAAAAACUGUUUGGUAUCCUUGGUGCCUGUCUUCCAUUUUUAUCUACUUUUGAAAAGCAGUUUAUUUAAGAACAUUCUGAUUAAAGGUGGGAUUUUUUACUAAAAACUGUUUGGUAUCCUUGGUGCGUGUCUUCCAUUUUUAUCUACUUUUGAACACUCUCGGGACUUUUUAGCCAGUUUGCCUUUCUUGAGAAAUGUUCUGUUUCUUGCAAUGAAUAUAUUUGGUAAUGACUUUGUAUGUAUCAUUUUAUGUUUCACAAAGUCGAGUUGCUUGAUGCACGAGAUAGCCUGAGAAAUAAAAUGGAGUUCGAUGCAA